UCCGGUUCCGACAUGGGGACGCGCAGCUCCCACGUCGCCAUCAUCCCCGACGUGGAUGACAUCCGGCGGGACACUGGCUUCUCUCAGGCCAGCCUGCUCCGUCUCUACCACCGAUUUCGAGCCCUGGACAGGAACAAGAAAGGCUACCUGAGCCGCAUGGAUCUCCAGCAGAUCGGGGCGCUGGCGGUGAACCCCCUCGGGGAUCGCAUCAUCGACAGCUUCUUCCCCCACGGGAGCCAGUGCGUGGAUUUCCCGGGCUUUGUCAGGGUCCUCGCUCAUUUUCGCCCGAUAGAGAACGAGGACCCAGGAACCCGAGAUCCCAAGCAACCCGAGCCUCUCAACAGCAGGAUGAACAAACUACGGUUUGCCUUCCAGCUCUAUGACUUGGAUGGAGAUGGGAAGAUCUCCAGACAAGAGAUGUUACAGGUUCUUCGGCUGAUGGUUGGAGUCCAGGUGACAGAGGAACAAUUGGAGAGCAUCACAGACCGCACAGUACAGGAGGCCGAUGAAGACGGGGAUGGGGCUGUGUCCUUCCUGGAAUUCACUAAGUCCUUGGAGAAAAUGAACAUUGAACAAAAAAUGAGCAUCCGGAUCCUGAAGUGA
This is a messenger RNA of Dipodomys ordii (Ord's kangaroo rat), 603 nucleotides long. It is a transcript of the gene Chp2, whose product is annotated as calcineurin-like EF-hand protein 2. The transcript has 7 exons. Gene Ontology annotation, molecular function: calcium ion binding. The record is from RefSeq and is a predicted model, not a curated record. Lineage: Eukaryota; Metazoa; Chordata; Mammalia; Rodentia; Heteromyidae. The coding region runs from base 13 to 603 and encodes 196 amino acids.